Molecule: messenger RNA, 414 nt
Organism: Suillus paluster
Lineage: Eukaryota; Fungi; Basidiomycota; Agaricomycetes; Boletales; Suillaceae
Exons: 3
Coding region: 1-414 (137 amino acids)
Molecular function (GO): GTP binding
Source: RefSeq, a predicted model, not a curated record
AUGUGGUUAGGAUCGUCUACGGGUACUACUGGCUCUGACUAUGUUGAAGAAGCUUCGCAUUAUGCGGACACAUGCAACGUUGUCAUUUUUGGAGAAGCGGGAGCUGGCAAAAGCUCCUUAGUCAAUUUGAUCACUAGGUCAGAAACGGCACCGACAUCCUGCGACUCUGUGGGAUGUACAAUUGAAACCAAAGUGUACGAGCACAACGUUGUCAUUCAGAACCAGAUCUUGAAGGUAAAGCUUUUCGAUACACCAGGUCUUGAUGAGGGCUCUGAGGGCGCAGUCCCCGACGAGGCAGCUCGGAGAGGUUUGAAGAAGCUUCUUCGAAAACAUAUGGAGCAAGAUGAAAUUCAUCUCCUCAUGUACUGUGUACAGGGCACGAAAGGGAUCAAGGGCGCUCUGCCGCAACUAUAA